This is a messenger RNA of Hyla sarda, 2878 nucleotides long. Its product is annotated as calpain-8-like. The record is from RefSeq and is a predicted model, not a curated record. The transcript is spliced from 13 exons. Gene Ontology annotation, molecular function: calcium-dependent cysteine-type endopeptidase activity. Gene Ontology annotation, biological process: proteolysis. Gene Ontology annotation, cellular component: cytoplasm. NCBI's taxonomy places the organism in Eukaryota, Metazoa, Chordata, Amphibia, Anura, Hylidae. The coding region runs from base 1 to 1566 and encodes 521 amino acids.
AUGGUUCUGGAUAGCUGUUAUCGGCUCCGUGAGCAGUCUGGGCGGUCCACUGUCGAGCUACUGGUGGCUUACCAUCCUCUACAGUACAGAGAGCUUUACAUCACGUCAGGAGUCGCCUCUAAGAUGGCCGCUAUUGGAUCCGUCAACAACCCGGUAAAAUAUGCCGAUCAGGACUUUGAGAAACUGAAGGCAGAACAUUUGGCAUCGGGCACUUUAUUUGAAGAUCCAGUAUUUCCUGCUGCCCAGUCCUCCAUGGGCCAAAGAAAGUUGGGGCCAAGAUCUAAAAAGGCACAGGGGCUUGAAUGGAAGAGACCCACGGAAAUGAGGAAGAACCCUGCAUUUAUUGUAGACGGAGCAGAACGUGACGAUAUCCGCCAAGGGCGCCUAGGAGACUGCUGGUUCCUCUCCUCCAUCGCAUGUCUCACAAUGAAUAAAGAAUGCCUGUAUCGUGUAGUUCCCCAGGACCAAUCCUUUAAGAAGGACUAUGCUGGGAUCUUCCAUUUCAUGUUUUGGCAGUACGGAGAAUGGGUGGACGUGGUCAUCGAUGACCGGCUGCCUACCAAGAAUAACAAGCUCCUUUUUGUAAAGUCCGAAACAACUAAGGAAUUCUGGUCCACCCUCCUGGAAAAAGCCUAUGCCAAGCUCAAUGGAUCAUAUGAAGGCCUUAUUUCAGGUUAUCCUGUGGAGUCACUGCAAGAUUUCACUGGUGGAGUUGGUGAAGACUUUAAACUGCAGUCUGCACCAGCAGAUUUGUUCCAAAAACUCCAAAAAGCGCUGAAGGAUCACAGCCUGGUUUGCUGUAACACAGCUGAAAACCCGGAUGAUGACGGUAUUGUUGAAUAUCAUGCCUACUCCAUAAUCAGAGCAGAGGAGGUCACUUUAAAGGACGGAAGUACAGUCCAGCUCAUCAGAUUGAGGAAUCCCUGGGGUUUUCAAGAAUGGAAAGGAGCCUGGAGUGAUGGUUCUAACGAGUGGAACAAUGUGGAUGACAAUAUAAGAGCCGAACUUCAUGUUCAAAGGGAAGAAGGAGAGUACUGGAUACCCUUCUCUGACUUUCUAAAAGAGUUUUAUAGAGCAGACAUCUGUGACAUCAGCCUGAGUGAGACGUUCUCUGUUGACAAAUUUAAGUGGCUCCUGACUGAAUUUCAUGGGAGCUGGAAAAAGGGACAAUCUUCUGGAGGAGAGCUCGCUUUGGACACAUUUUGGAUGAACCCUCAGUUCCGGAUCACAGUGGCGGCUCCAGGUGGUGAUACCAGCAAAGAGUGUCCUAUUAUCGUGUGCCUAACACAGAAAGACAGAAGAAGGAAGAUUCUUGAGGGUGUAAAAGAACCAUUUCUUGAAAUUGGCUUCUAUAUAUUUAAGGUUAACCCUGGGGAUACAAUUCAGCUACAGAAGGAGUUCUUCAAGAACAAUUCCCCUGUAGCCUGUGUGGAUGAUUUCUAUGAUGACCGGGAUGUAACAGGUCGAUUUCAGCUUCUUCCAGGGGAUUACGUCAUUGUGGCAGCAACUUAUAAAGAAUCUGAAGAAGCCGAUUUUUACCUCCGUGUCUACACCCAAAAAAACUAGCUAAACCAUAGUUCCCUCCCGUUGCUAUUCCAGGUGGUAUCUAUGAAGGACUCUAUUAUGCUCUAUAUGGCUUCACUUGUUAGAGAAUGUUCUAGAAUCUUCCUCCAUUUGUAUUUCAGUAUCAUUCUUAUCCAUCAUCAGAAGCUGUUUGAUAAUAUCUUUGAUCUCAUGCAGAGUUAGUUUUUCUUGUUACAUCCAAUGUCCUAAUAAACAUUUCUUUACCACCAAGAGGACUAUGUGUAUUUGUAACGAUCGGACCUGAUCAGGCUUUGCAUGCUGCACUCUGGUCAGUUAGAAGUUACAGGCCUGGGCCAAUCAGCAGCUGAGGAGGGGUAUUUCAUUCCUCCUUCUGGCUUUGCUCUUGAUUUGCUUGAUUUUUAGUUUUGCCUGUUUCAGUUCUGACUUGUUCGUUUGAAUUUGCCAUAGUUUUGCAGUUGUGACCUGUUUAUCUAGUUUAUAGCCUUGUCCUGUCUGUUUUGUGAUCUGUCUUUCUUACUGUCGGUUAUAUCCUGUCUAGCUUGUAUCUGUUAUCUGAACCUGUAUCCUGACUUGUAUUCUGACCUGUUGUGUUUUGUUUUUUACCUCAAUAAUGGUCCUGAUCAAUUGAUUCACUGUCUUUACCCCUAUGCAUGGUGUGUUCUCUGUUCAUGAGAACAAAAAAUUCUUUCAGCUCACCUCCUCCACGGUCUGCGCGGAAUUCAAGCCUGGCCAUGGUGAUCAAGAACGCACAUGCGUUCGAAGCGCGUCCAUGUGAGUUGCCUGCCGGCAUGGUGAUGGUGUUUGGAGUGUGCUCUUCGUUUUAAAGAAAAGAAUAAAAUUCAACAUUUUAAAGGCACUGCUGGACUACUUCUUUCUUCAAUUGCUGAUGUGUUCUCUGUUCAGUCUUGUCUGUUACUCGAACCUGUAUCCUGACUUGCAUUCUGACUGGCUUGUGUUUUGUACUUCACCACGGGAGAGGUCCUGAUUCAUUGCUUCUCUUGCUUUGCUACUUUAUUUCAGUCUUGUUUGAUCCUGAACCUGUUCAUUCUCAUCUGUAUAGUGUCCUGACUUCAGUUACCUGUUCACUCAACUUCAUUCCAGGUAACACCUGCUGCAAUAUCUUCCUGGAAACCUGUCUGUCAUUACUCUCAUGCAUCCUGUAUUACUCUGGUUCUAAAGCUGUUAGUCAGUACUCUAUAUACCUACCAUUAUAUCUCUCUCAUAUGGGUUUGUUACUACUUUGCAUAUCUGUCUUUGUACAAUAUAUUACCUGGUUAUCUUGGCUGCCUGUACUCUUGCACCUUAUAUAGUAAUAAAACAUUUUUGUAGUUGG